Molecule: messenger RNA, 1460 nt
Organism: Odobenus rosmarus divergens (Pacific walrus)
Lineage: Eukaryota; Metazoa; Chordata; Mammalia; Carnivora; Odobenidae
Gene: MRPS27
Product: mitochondrial ribosomal protein S27
Exons: 11
Coding region: 5-1252 (415 amino acids)
Cellular component (GO): mitochondrion
Molecular function (GO): protein binding
Source: RefSeq, a predicted model, not a curated record
CAAGAUGGCAGCCCUCAUAUUGAGCCGCUGCUUCCUUCUGGCGCGGAAAGUGCCUCUGCCUCCGCUCUCUGUGGCAGGUGAAAGAGGACUGCUUUCUGCAGCAUAUGUGGACAGCCAUAAAUGGGAAGCAAGAGAAAAAGAACAUUGUCACCUCGCUGAUCUAGCAUCUUUAAUGGAUAAAACAUAUGAGAGAAAGUUGCCUGUUAGUUCUUUAACAAUAUCGCGGUUUGUGGACAACAUUUCCUCUAGAGAAGAGAUAGACCAUGCCGAGUAUUACCUUUACAAAUUUCGACACAGCCCCAACUGCUGGUACCUGAGAGACUGGACUAUCCACACCUGGAUUAGGCAGUGUUUAAAAUACGGUGCACAAGACAAAGCCUUAUAUACACUUGUAAAUAAGGUCCAGUAUGGAAUUUUUCCAGAUAACUUUACAUUCAAUUUACUGAUGGAUUAUUUCAUAAAGAACGAAAAUUACAAAGAUGCUUUAUCUGUGGUUUUUGAGAUCAUGAUGCAAGAAGCCUUUGAAGUACCUUCCACCCAGCUUCUGUCACUCCAUGUUUUAUACCAUUGCCUGGCCAAGAAGACAGACUGCAGCUGGGAAGAGGAAAGGAACUUUGGUGCAUCCCUAUUACUCCCAGGCCUAAAGCAAAACAACUCAGUGGGGUUAAGUUCCCAGUUAUAUGGCUAUGCACUUCUUGGGAAGGUGGAGCUGCAGCGAGGGCUGCGGGCUGUGUACCAUAAUAUGCCUCUGCUGUGGCAACCUGGCUACCUUGACCGAGCCCUUCAAGUGAUGGAGAAGGUGGCCUCAUCCCCGGACGAUGGGAAGCUGUGUGCAGAAGCGCUGGCUGUGCUGGACAGCACGCUGAAGACGCUGACUGCUCCGGCCCCCGGGGCUUCGGAGGAGCAACCCCAGGAAGGGCAAGCCAGCCGGGGCUCAGAAGAGCUGCUGGAGCAGCUGGACGUGGAGGAGACGGAACAGUCCAAGCUUCCCCAGUACCUGGAACGAUUUAAGGACUUGCACUCCAAGCUUGAGGCCCUGAGCAGAGUUGAGUCAGAAAGCCUUUUGACUCUGACGGCCCAGCUUCUGCAGGAACAGCUCCCCACCUGCGAAGCCCAGGACAUGGCAGCCUACGAGCAGAAGCUGCAGCACUGGCACCUGGAGCAGGCGCACUUGAUUCAGAGGGAACGGGAGCAGAGGGAGAGGGCAAAGCAGGAGCACGAGGCCCGAAGAGCAGCAAAGGUGUCUGCCUAGCAGGCCCACAGCACCCCGGCCCCCACCACAAGCUUCCCCAGCCCCGCCUGGGACUCACAGCAACUGUGGGCAGCCUCAGCCUCCUCCCUCCGGCCUCUCCUUUGCCUAAAGCAGGCCGUCUGCAGGACCAGAGCCCCGGUGGUCAACAUAGUAAGGCACUGUGACUUCCCAUCACAUGCCGAGAAGGGCUGCAGAACCGUGAGUGGCA